This is a messenger RNA of Ceutorhynchus assimilis (cabbage seed weevil), 621 nucleotides long. The record is from the annotation of a GenBank genome assembly. NCBI's taxonomy places the organism in Eukaryota, Metazoa, Arthropoda, Insecta, Coleoptera, Curculionidae.
AUGGAGGAUGCAGCCAUUCAAAAGUUAUAUGAUGAAAUCGAAAAAGAAACACAUUCCAGUGAUUCUCACAGGAUUAAAGCCCUCGAAUUUGAACUACAACUAGAAAAAAGAAAAAGAGAAAUUGAGAAGCUUGAAAUUGAAGUGAUGUCACUCAAAAAUGCUUACGCAGCACAAAUCGAGGUUGAAGUGUUCUUGAACUCAAAGUUGAACAAUUUGGAAAAAGAAUUUAAAAAAGUGAAAAACAAUUUAUGGGUUAAAGAAUCUGUUAUUGAAGAUCUGAAGCAAGAAAAUGAAGAAUUGGAGAAUAACAAUCAAUCAUUUCUUAAGGAAAUUAAAGAACUUUCUAAGGAUAUCCAAGAUUUAAAUAACAGCCUCGCAAGUAAAGAGCUGAAGUUACAAGAAAUUAUAGAAAAAAAUGAUGAAGAAAAAGAAGCACUUGCUAAUAAAAUUAAAGAGCUAGUAAAUAAUAAAGAAAAACAAAACGAGGAACUACAACAGGAAAAUGAAAAUCUAUUGAGACAACUUGAAGAAACAAAAAACAAAGAACAUGAAAAAGAAGAACAAACGUUUUUCUUUAAAAACAAAGAAAACAACGAUUUAUUAAAACUUCAAAGUAAAUAA